CCCACAGUGGGGUGCCAUCAUGAAAGAUCUGUAGGAGAGAGGCCUGAAGGGGACGGGCAGAGGAUGAAGCCUCGGAGACCAACUUCUUUCCCAAGGGAGGUAGCAAGUGUGGAGCCAAGCUCUACCUCAGUAUGCAGGCCGGAAGGGAAGCCUGAGACACAGCAGAAAGCCAUGAGCCGGCCAGACUCUGAGCCGGCCUGGCCAGCAUCAGCCGUGCUGCAGGGACUGGGAACCCCACAGAAGCCAAGUCUCCCGAGCGAGCCUGCCCAGCACGAGGCCGAAUCCCAGCAGGAACCGAGAGGUCAACAGAAAUCUGCUCUCCAGGCCCGCCUGGCCCCAGUCGCCUCCACUGCACAAGAAUCACCCCCCCAGAAAGCGCACUUAGCUCAACAGGAAGCCACCUCCCACCAGCCCGGGACGGGAAGAGAGUCCGUAAGCCAACAGGACGAACUCGGAGAAGAGCAGGUGGGGAUGCCCGGGCCUGGGCCCAGAGAACCACCUCUGGGUCCACAGCAGGUGGACACAUCUGCGGCCCAGGCUGCAUCUGGAGCCGUCCCCAAACUCCACACCCAGCCUGCCUCUGGACCCCAAGAGAGACCGGAGCUGGCCACAGCCCAGCACACCCCGCUGGACCAGAGAGCCAAGUCCAAGCACGGACCUGUGGCGGAGUCGGGCUUCCUGACACGGCUGCACGAGCUCUCCGUUCCGAGGAGCGCCCACGAGUGGAGGGCCUUUUUUGACUGGGUCACAGACUCUGACACAGAGGCACAACUGAGCCCGUCCUCAAGCCCAGUUCCUCCCAAGCCGAGCUGUGCAACAGUGGGCCCGGGACCGUCACUGCCCUUCAAACGGAAGCCUGACUGUGAAAAGAUGGCAGGCUCUGGUGGGAAGUCGCAUGGUAAGAAAGCCACCCUCCAGGGUCACACACAGCACUGGGGCACAGCCUCUGCGUUCUCACACAACAUGGAUCUCCGCACAAUGACGCAGUCACUGGUGACACUCGCAGAAGACAAUAUGGCCUUCUUUUCAAGCCAGGGCCCGGGAGAGACCGCGCGGCGGCUGUCCAACGUCUUUGCAGGUGUUCGGGAACAGGCGGUGGGGCUGGAGCCGACGCUGGGCCACCUGCUGGGCGUGGCCCACAAGUUUGACCUGGACACAGAGACGCCAGCUAAUGGAUACCGUAGCUUGGUACACACAGCCCGCUGCUGCCUGGCACACCUGCUACACAAAUCCCGCUACGUGGCCUCCAACCGCCGGAGCAUCUUUUUCCGCGCCAGCCACAACCUGGCAGAGCUGGAGGCCUACCUGGCCGCCCUCACCCAGCUGCGAGCUCUGGCCUACUACGCCCAGCGCCUGCUGGCUAUCAACCGGCCAGGGGGGCUCUUCUUUGAGGGCGAUGAAGGACUCACAGCUGACUUCCUGCAGGACUAUGUCACGCUGCACAAAGGCUGCUUCUAUGGCCGCUGCCUGGGUUUUCAGUUCACGCCCGCCAUCCGGCCAUUCCUGCAGACUCUCUCCAUCGGGCUGGUGUCCUUCGGGGAGCACUACAAACGCAACGAGACAGGCCUCAGUGUGACUGCCAGUUCCCUCUUUACUGGUGGCCGAUUCGCCAUAGACCCAGAGCUGCGAGGGUCGGAGUUUGAGCGGAUUAUCCAGAACCUGGACGUGCACUUCUGGAAGGCCUUCUGGAACAUCACUGAGAUCGAGGUGCUGUCGUCUCUGGCCAACAUGGCAUCAACCACUGUGAGGGUAAGCCGCCUGCUCAGCCUGCCACCUGAGGCCUUUGAGAUGCCACUAACCUCUGACCCCACGCUCACAGUUACCAUCUCACCUCCCUUGGCACACACGGGGCCAGGGCCUGUGCUGGCCAGACUCAUCUCAUACGACCUGCGGGAAGGACAGGACAGCAAGAUACUCAACAGUCUGGCGAAGUCUGAGGGCCCACGCCUGGAGCUGCGCCCGCGGCCCCAACAAGCACCCCGCUCUCGGGCCCUGGUUGUCCACAUCCACGGUGGUGGUUUUGUGGCACAGACCUCCAAAUCCCACGAGCCCUACCUCAAGACCUGGGCGCAGGAGCUGGGCGUCCCGAUCAUUUCCAUUGACUACUCCCUGGCCCCUGAGGCCCCCUUCCCCCGGGCCCUCGAGGAGUGCUUUUUCGCCUACUGCUGGGCUGUCAAGCACUGUGCUUUGCUGGGAUCAACAGGAGAGCGGAUCUGCCUGGCAGGGGAUAGCGCAGGGGGCAACCUCUGUAUCACGGUGUCCCUGCGGGCGGCGGCCUACGGGGUGAGGGUGCCAGAUGGCAUCAUGGCAGCCUACCCCGUGACCACCCUGCAGUCCUCCGCCUCGCCCUCCCGUCUGCUGAGCCUCAUGGACCCUCUUCUCCCACUGAGCGUGCUCUCUAAGUGUGUCAGCGCCUACUCAGGAGCGGAGAUGGAAGAGCACCCUGACUCCGACCAGAAGGCGCUGGGCAUGAUGGGGCUGGUGCAGCGGGACACCUCCCUGCUCCUCCGAGACCUCCGCCUGGGCGCCUCCUCCUGGCUCAACUCCUUCCUGGAGCUAAGCGGGCGCAAGUCCCAGAAGAGCUCAGCGCCGACACCUGAGGCGGCGCGCCCCACGGAGACCAUGCGCAGGAGCGUGUCGGAGGCCGCCCUGGCCCAGCCCGAGGCCCUGCUGGGCACAGACUCCCUGAAGGCCCUCACCAUAAAGGACUUGGGCUUUAAGGGAAGCUCGGAGACGUCAGACACGCCAGAGAUGUCGCUGUCCAUGGAGACGCUCGGCCCCGCCACGCCCUCCGACGUCAACUUCUUCCUGCGGCCUGAGAAUUCCACGGAAGACUCCUCCGAGGCCACCGACGACCUGAGCCCCAUGGGCAGAGGCCCGCACGCGCGCACCGCCUUCCCCGAGGGCUUCCACCCGCGCCGCUCCAGCCAGGGCGUCCUGCACAUGCCCCUCUACUCGGCGCCCAUCGUCAAGAACCCCUUCAUGUCUCCUCUGCUGGCCCCGGACAGCAUGCUCAAGACCCUGCCGCCCGUGCACAUAGUGGCGUGCGCUCUGGACCCCAUGCUGGAUGACUCCGUCAUGUUCGCCCGGCGGCUGCGCGACCUGGGCCAGCCCGUGACCCUGAACGUGGUGGAGGACCUGCCGCACGGCUUCCUGAGCCUGGCGGCGCUGUGCCGCGAGACCCGGCAGGCGGCCGAGCUGUGCGUGCAGCGCAUCCGGAUGGUCGUCAGCCCGCCGGCCGCGCCGCUGGUCUGAGCGGGCACGGGGAGGGGGCACUAAAGCACCUCUUACUCCAGCUCCGGCCUCGUGCUCUGCGGCCCGCUCGGGCUGGGCGGGGCGGGGCGGGCCGAGCCUUCCCCGGGACCGCGGGCGGGCGGGGCCGGGGGUCGCUGCCGGGGAGGGGGCGCGCCCGCACGGUCCCCGCCGACCCUCACACUGCCUUCUGCUGCUGCUGUAGCCGACGCCGUCGGCCUCCUGUAAAUAAAAGUUGUUGACUA
Meriones unguiculatus (Mongolian gerbil) is the source of this 3497-nucleotide messenger RNA. RefSeq names its product lipase E, hormone sensitive type (gene Lipe). The transcript has 10 exons. Lineage: Eukaryota; Metazoa; Chordata; Mammalia; Rodentia; Muridae. Gene Ontology annotation, cellular component: cytosol. Gene Ontology annotation, molecular function: sterol ester esterase activity; triacylglycerol lipase activity. The coding region runs from base 64 to 3255 and encodes 1063 amino acids. Gene Ontology annotation, biological process: cholesterol metabolic process; triglyceride catabolic process. The record is from RefSeq and is a predicted model, not a curated record.